This is a messenger RNA of Trypanosoma brucei brucei TREU927, 1176 nucleotides long. RefSeq lists its product as hypothetical. Bases 1 to 1176 code for a protein of 391 amino acids. Gene Ontology annotation, molecular function: leucyl-tRNA--protein transferase activity. NCBI's taxonomy places the organism in Eukaryota, Euglenozoa, Kinetoplastea, Trypanosomatida, Trypanosomatidae. The transcript has a single exon. Gene Ontology annotation, biological process: protein catabolic process. Gene Ontology annotation, cellular component: cytoplasm. The record is from RefSeq and is a predicted model, not a curated record.
AUGGAUGUGUGUGGUUUGUCGCAUGCUAAUUGCAUCGACUUUGUUGCUUCAGUCCCUUUCUCCAUUAGUAGCUGCAGUGCUUCCGGUUGGGUUUGCGACGAACCGUCGCAGCAGCAGUUCCCGGUUAGUGCGAAACAACUUAUCGAUGAAGAGGAAAAAGUGAAGUAUCGGGCAACACUGUGGGCCCUGUUUCCUAAUCGUAGUUAUGACAUAUGUUUAACGUUGAAUGGCGAUAGUGACGAACACUUGAGUGAUGCAAGGGGCACAUCCCCUUUGAUAAGAAGUGAAUCUACAAAAUAUUGCUUCUCUUACAACACAUUACCGCUCGGAUGUGGUAUUCGAGAUCCCGUAUCAUUUAUCUACGAUGCCACAAUUCUUUGUCGCAGCGACUUUUUGGACUGUCUAUUGGCGCAACCCAAGGAUUAUAUGUUUAUAUACCUUUCGAAGCAUUGCCUAAAGGAGUUAAUUGCGAGACUUUUCUAUCAGACCCUCUUCCCACUUCCACUGUCCCAGAGUCUUGGCCUUUGCUCACUCCCCAACUACCGACAGGGUCGUUACUGUUUGGAUUUGGAAAGGGAAGAAUACCCCUGGUUGAGGAACAAAAAAGUUAAGCGCCUUGUAUCUUCCGGCCUUUACUCCGUUGCGGUAAACCGCGACCUCAGCAAUUCGUUGCGGACAGCACAGGAAUAUCACUUACAACGAUGUGGUAGCACAUGGCUUAAUGAUAACUUCAUAGAAGCACUUACUGAUAUGGGUGAUGAUAAGCAACUAAAUGUAGGUAUACUGGCAGUGGAACUUAUUGAGGAGAGCACCGGCACUGCUGUUGCUGGUUGUUUGGGGUUCGGCAUCGGCUCGGUAUUUCACGAUUUCACGAUGUUUACUUGCCAACGCACCACUGAGAGUUAUGGAACCAUCAUCACGAAAGUUAUGGGUGCUGCAUUGCAAGCUUGCGGGUAUAACAUGUGGUACUGGGGGGACAAAAUUGAGUAUAUGAAGCAAUACGAAGGGAGUUAUGGUGCUCGGUUCCUUGGAAGGGAAGAAUUUCUGCGGCGGUGGGCCCUUUACCGUGAUAAAAAACCAAAAUAUUUUGUAGGCGAUUUUCUUCGUGCAGGGAAAGGUCUCUUAAGGAGCUGGAGCGCAGCACUUUCAGAUUCCAAUGCUGUUGUUCGCUGUUAG